Drechmeria coniospora is the source of this 2277-nucleotide messenger RNA. RefSeq lists its product as uncharacterized. Gene Ontology annotation, cellular component: nucleus; Holliday junction resolvase complex. Gene Ontology annotation, biological process: replication fork processing; mitotic intra-S DNA damage checkpoint signaling; resolution of meiotic recombination intermediates. Gene Ontology annotation, molecular function: DNA binding; nuclease activity. Bases 1 to 2277 code for a protein of 758 amino acids. NCBI's taxonomy places the organism in Eukaryota, Fungi, Ascomycota, Sordariomycetes, Hypocreales, Ophiocordycipitaceae. The transcript has a single exon. The record is from RefSeq and is a predicted model, not a curated record.
AUGGGGACCGACAUCAUCGACCUCGUCUCAUCCAGUCCACCACCUCUGCCACGGCCCGUGGCGAUGGCGUCUGGGACGGGCAAUGGGUCGUCGAAGCGGCCGUCCAAGAACGAACCUGCAAAGGAAGCUGGCCUUUUUCCUCUCCGUGGUCUCGACCCUGACCGCUUCCGUGGCCUCGAAGGCUCCAGUUUCCCGAGACCAGAUACCCUUGGAGAGGCUACGGUGACGAACCAUGCUCCCUCCCAACUCCAUGCGGACGACAGCCUUCAUCGUUGCACCGUUGCUGGACUGGUUGCCAAGCACGACACCACGCAACCUUCCGCCGAGGAGGUGGAUUACAUUGAUAUCUCUCACUUCGGUCGUGAUCCUGCAUCAUCUCUGAUUUCCGAGGCAAACGAAUCGGCGAUGCUGGCGAUUGUCAACACAGAGGCCCACGUCGUCUCCGAUUUUGGCUGCGGCGACGAUGACCUCGAUUCACCAAUGGCGUCCGAUCACCACAGGAAACGACGUCGAAUCGAGUUUUCGGUUCGACUGCCGCCGCCCUUGACUACCAUUCAUGCUUCUCGACCGACGUUACCUGCCGGCCGCCGUCCCCCUCUCGGUCGUCGAGCCGUCGAUCCGAUCGAAGUCUCAAGCUCCAUGGAACAGUCGUCUCCAUCGGGUGGGAUGGUCCGGGCAGAGCCUUUGGGAAAACGGAGCGUUUCGAUGGAUGCAGAUCCGUUUGCCAGCUCCCCCGAUCCGGCGGACAGAGCUCGGCCGAGCAGAGGAGCACCUGGCUAUCGGCACACACGCAGUAGGUCGCUCACACCCGUCGACCACUCGCGGAUGCUAGCAACUCGUCGGGACCAAUUGCCGUCUGCCGUGCAAAGUGCGGCGGCGCUGCCCCGGAGCUCGACGUCACCGUUCCCGGAAGAACGACGGGUAGAUGCACAAACAAACGUCAUUCGCCGUCCGUCUUGCACGCUUCCUCGUGAAUGGACGAGAGUCGUUUCCGACAAUGUCAUCAUCAGCAUUGACGACUCCGAUUCGUCGGACCACUCCGACGACAGUGCCUUGACCGACAUCGGAGACCUCGGCCUACCCAGGCGGCCCUCCGUGACCCGAGCGCCUCUCGACCGAUCGCAAAGCAGCGGUGCCGUGUCGACAUCCCGGCCCGGCACGGGAGUGAGCCGGAGGAAAGCGACCAGAGGACCGCCGGCGGAUAAGGCGGCGCGCGAGGCGGCCAAGGUGGCGAGCAAGGAGCAGCAGAGGCGAGAGAGGGCAGAGGCCAAGGAGGCCAAGGCCAGGGAGAAGGAGCGGGCCGCUGCGCUCGCGGCGGUGAAUAAGCUUAGGACGAACAAGAAAAUCUCGACGCCGGAAAUGAUAGUCGACCUGCCGUCUGGUCUGGCACCGGAUCAGAGGGUCCAAACCGAAACUAUUCUCGAGAGUCUCGGUGUUGAAUUCACAUGCUCGCAAAGCUCGGGUCGGAGCAUCAUCAGAUGGCGCCGAAAGGUUACGAGCCGCUUCGACGACGACCUCGGCCGUUGGGAACCGAUCCCGCCAUGCAUCCGGGACGAAAGGCAGGUUCUCGUCAUUGUCGGCGCCGACGAGUUCGUCGACUUGGCGACAAAACAUGGACUCGACGACCACGUUGCCGACAUCAAAGACGAGUUUCGUGACCACGACGUCAUCUACCUCUUACAAGGAUUGGUCCCAUGGAUGCGCAAGAAUCGGAACCUGCGCAACCGCCAGUUCGUCUCCAAAGUCCGCGGCCAUCAGGCCCCCACCGCGCCGCCGGGCCGCAGUCGACGAAACAAUGCCGAAUACGUCCACGAGGAUGCCAUCGAAGACGCGCUGCUGCGACUGCAGGUCGAACACGACGUCUUCAUUCAGCACGCAACCAUCGCGGCCGAGACGGCCAAGUGCAUCGCAACCUUGACGCAGCAAAUCUCCACCAUACCCUACAAGAAGCAAAGGGACCACGCAAUGUCCUCGGCCGGGUUCUGCAUGGAGGGUGGCCAAGUCCGCUCGGGCGAUGACGCCGAGGACACGUACAUCAAGAUGAUGCAGGAGAUUGCGCGAAUCACGGCCCCCAUUGCGUACGGCGUUGCUGCAGAAUUCGGCAGCGUCACGAAGCUUGUCGAGGGCCUCGAGACGGGCGGACCCGAAACGCUCGAAGGCGUGCAGAGAAGUACAGACCGGCAUGGGAGAUUGUCCGACCGCGUCAUCGGGCCAGCCGUGAGCAAGAGGGUUUACAAGGUGUUUAUGGGUCGCGACGAUACAAGCACGGACGUGUAG